Molecule: messenger RNA, 1356 nt
Organism: Paramecium tetraurelia
Lineage: Eukaryota; Ciliophora; Oligohymenophorea; Peniculida; Parameciidae
Exons: 2
Source: RefSeq, a predicted model, not a curated record
AUGGCAUUUGGAGCCAUUUGUUUCGAAACCUUUUUUGCAUAUCUUUAUGAAUAUAAUUAAAGAUUAAAUUUUUCAUAAGGAAUUAUUAUACAAUAGCAAAAUAAUUUUAUGUAUAAAUUUACGACUUAAAAAAUUCUGAUUUUAAGUUUUAACGAAAAUAAGUCAUUUUUUAAAUUGGAUUUUGUCAAUAAAAAGUUUGAAUCAAUCUAUAACAUUGAAAAUAAUUUAGAUAACCUUAAAGAAUUCCUAAGAAAUCAUUUUAUUAUUAAUUUACCUACACAUUAAAUGUCUGGCAGUUUAAAAGUACAAAAAUUUGCUAAUAAAUAAAUAACGUUAGAGGAUUUGUUAUUCGAAAAAUAUAAAGCUUAAACAGAUCUAGUUGAAGAAUUUAGUGAAUUUUAAAUGAUAGAUUAAAAUAAAAGUUAAAGUGAAAUUCAGAUUUAACUAAUUAAUGGAUUAAAAACAUAAUUUGUAAUAAUUAUUUAAGAAAAUAAAAACGAAAUUUAAAUCGAAAAUUAUGAAAAGAAGAUUUCUAUUAUGAAUAAUAUAGCAAUAAAUUUUUCUAUUUUAGUUGGCUAACAAUUAUAAUCUAUAUAUAGGUAAAUAUCUGAUUUAGAAAUUUAUGAAUACGAACUUCAAAAUUUAAAUAAAAUAUAAGGAACCAUGUAAUAUUUACUUAACGAAACUAAGAAUUAAUUCAUGUUUUACUCUUACAAAAAACUCCAUUAACUAAGAUAAGAAAUAAACCAUUGUUAAUUAUCUGCUGUUAUUAUCGCUUUAAAACCUUAUUUUCUUUACUAAAGUCGAAAAUCUAAAAGAGAAUUUCAAUUGCUAUUUUAAUUAGAGAAAGAUAAUGUUUAAAUGAAGAUAAACACAAAAUUAUUAACGCAAAUAUUAAUAAAUAUCUUCAAUAGAAUUCUAAUCUAUUCAAAAUCAAAUAGCAGGAUAUUAUUAAAAAUAUCGAAAGAAUAUGAUUUAAACCCAUAAUCAAUUUAUUAAUCACAUAAAUGCUUAUAAAAUUCAUCCUCAUCAAAAUAUGAUUAUCUAUGCUCUUCUUCAGAAAAUAUUCAACUUCUGGUUAACCUUAAUUUUAUAUUUACAAGAGAUGAUGAAAUUAAAGAUUUUGAAAGAUGCUUUGUAAAUUAAAAUAAUGAGUAUGAACAGAGUGAUGAUUUAAUAUCAAUGGUCAAUUCAUAUUUAUUAAAAUAAAUUAGUCCUUAUAAUAAGGUAUUUAUCAUUGAGGAGUAAACCUCUGAAUCACUAAAUACGACUCUAAAGUUGUAUAUUUACUCUGAUUAAACUCAGAUUGAUCCAUCUUAUAGUGCAGCUUUAAAAUAGUAAAACAUAAUUGAUUGA